Molecule: messenger RNA, 3726 nt
Organism: Puma concolor (puma)
Lineage: Eukaryota; Metazoa; Chordata; Mammalia; Carnivora; Felidae
Gene: IMPG2
Product: interphotoreceptor matrix proteoglycan 2
Biological process (GO): visual perception
Molecular function (GO): heparin binding; hyaluronic acid binding
Source: RefSeq, a predicted model, not a curated record
AUGAUUAUGUUUCCUCAUUUUGGGAAGAUUUCUCUGGGUAUUUUGAUAUUUGUCGUGAUAGAAGGAAACCUUCCAUCAUUAACAGCACAAACCUACAUAUCUUUAGAAGAUAUCCAAGAACCCAAGAGUGCAGUUUCUUUUCGCCUGACUGACAAGGAAUCCGGGGAGCCUUCUCAUUCUACUGAAAAGAAACUACCUUUGGACCACAGAGAAGCUGAGAAACAGUGGUUGCUCAGAAGAAGGCGAUCUAUCCUGUUUCCUAAUGGUGUAAAAACCUGCCCAGAUGAAAGCAUUACAGAGGCUGUGGCAAAGCAUGUAAAGUACUUUAAAGUACGAGUGUGUCAGGAAGCUGUCUGGGAAGCCUUCCGGACAUUUUGGGAUCGACUUCCUGGACGUGAGGAAUAUCGUUACUGGAUGAAUUUGUGUGAGGAUGGAAACACAACUAUAUUUGAAAUGGGCACAAAUUUUAGUCAGUCUGUGGAACAUAGAAAUUUAAUUAUGAAGAAAAUGACAUAUACAAAGGAAACUGUAAGCAGCCCUGAAUUGUCAUCUCCAGUUCCUGUUGGUGAUGCCCCAACAUCAGGAGGUGCUGUUGUCAGUGUUCCAUAUCCAGGGGUGACCACCUCUGAAGGUAUCUCAGAAAGCAGCAAGGAGAGGCCUGGGGAGAGUAUUAGUAAUGAAAUUGAGAAUGUCAUGGAAGAAACCACAAAACCAGCAACUGAGCAGAUUGCAGAGUUUAGUAUCCACCUUUUGGGAGAGCAAUAUAGGGAAGAACUACAGGAUCCCUCCAACUUUCAGCACCAGCACCUUGUAGAAGAGUUUAUUUCAGAGGUUGAAAAUGCAUUUACUGGGUUACCAGGCUAUAAGGACAUCCGUGUACUUGACUUUAGGUCCCCCAAGGAAAAUGGCAGUGGUUUAGAUGUUCACUAUGCAGUGACCUUCAAUGGUGAGGCCAUCGGCAAUACCACCUGGGACCUAAUUAGCCUUCAUUCCAACAAGGUGGAAAACCAUGGUCUUGUGGGACUGGAUGAUAAGCCCACUGCUGUUUAUGCAAUUAGUAACUUCAGAGAUUAUAUUGCUGAGACACUGCACCAGAAUUUUUUGUUGGGGAAUUCCUCUUUGAAUCCAGAUCCUGACUCCCUCCGGCUUAUCAAUGUGAGAGGGGUUUUACUUCCUGAAACUGAAGACCUAGUUUGGAACACCCAAAGUUCAAGUCUUCAGGCAACCCUACCAUCCAUUUUGGAUAAUACCCUUCAAGCUGAAUGGCCCUCAGCAGAUGAAUCCACCACCAGCAGUAUUUCACCACUUGAUUUCAGCUCUGGUCCUCCCUCAACCAAUGGCAGGGAACUCUGGUCAGAAAGCCCUUUGGGUGAUUUAGUGUCUACACCCGAAUUAGCCUUUCCCGCGAAGGUGGGCCUCAGUUCUUCCCCAGAGGUUUUAGACGUUAGCAGCUUGACUCUUCAUUCUGUCACCCCAGCAGUGCUUCAGACUGGCUUGCCUGUGGUUUCUAAGGAAGGAACUUCUGGAUCUCACAUAUUAGAAGAUGGAUUAAUCAAAGUUGAAGGGCCAGAAGAUAUUCUUUCUGUUCAUUCAUUGCCUUCAAGUCCAUUCACUCAUCCAGUGCCAAAGGAAACGAUAUCAUCUGUGGAAGACUCUGAAGUGUCUUUGACAUCCUUACCAUAUCUGGCCUCCUCUGUCACUUUGGAUCUUGCUAAAGAAACAAUGAUACCUUUUGGCUUGGACUCUUUGGCCUCCAAAGUCAAAGGCCAAUUAGAAGUGAGCACUUUGAUGCCAGACACAUCCAUAGAAAAAGAGUUUAUAUUUGAGAGUGGUUUAGGUUCAGGAUCUGGGCAAAAGGUGGAUCUGAUUACUUGGCCAUGGAGUGAGACUUCAUUAGAGAAGAGUUCUGAACCACUGUCUAAGUCAUGGCUUGAAGAUCAGGAAUCACUUAUGCCAACUGAAGGUAUAGAUGAGAAAUUAGGUAUAGAUGACAAAGAUUCCACAGGGCAAAGUACUGAGCAUUUAAAAUAUGGAUAUUAUGAUAGAUCCACACACUUUGCAGAGGAAGAGCUCAUUGGUGGACCUACUGUGCCCAUCUUUGCAGAGACCACAACUGAAUCUGCAUCUCUAAUUCUCUCCAAGCAAAUAUCAGAGGCACCUGACAUUGAUGAUUACUCAGUUACCAAAGCACCUCUUCUAUUGACAGCAAUCUCUGCUUCUACUGGUAAACCAGAGCUACCAUUUCUAAAGAAGGAUAUGGAACAAACUAUAGAGUCAUCCGAGCGUGAAUGGUUUGACAGCAAGGUUUCAAUAAUGAAGCCAGAUAUGCAACCUUUGGGGACCAUAUUGCCAGAAUCAGAUGUAGUUUGGGCAAGAACUUCUUCCCUGGGGAAAUUGUCCAGAGACAUAUUGGCAACUACACUGCAGAGUACUGACAAGCUCUGGCUGAAAUCUUCUAUGACACAGUCUACCAAAUUGUCUCCAACCACAAGCUCCACCCUGCUAGAGGAUGAAGUAAUUAUGGGUGUACAGGAUAUUUCAUUAGAACUGGACCGGAUAGGCACAGAUUACUAUCAGCCUGAGGUAAUCCCUGAGGAAAAUGGCAAGGUUGGUAGUUAUGUGGAAAUGUCUACAAAUGUUCAGUCCACAGAGAGGGCUAUUGUGGUGCAACCCACAGAAGGAGGUGACUUGAGUCAUACCCAGACUGCAGGAGCUUUGGUGGUUUUCUUCAGCCUCCGAGUGACAAACAUGAUGUUUUCGGAAGACCUAUUUAAUAAAAACUCUUUGGAGUAUAGAGCACUGGAGCAAAGAUUUUUGGAACUGCUGGUUCCCUACCUCCAGUCAAAUCUCACAGGGUUCCAGAAUUUAGAAAUCCUGAACUUUAGAAAUGGCAGUAUUGUGGUGAACAGCCGAAUGAAGUUUGCCAAGUCUGUCCCUCCUAAUGUCAACAAUGCUGUAUACAUGAUUCUGGAAGACUUCUGUACCACGGCCUACCAGACCAUGAACUUGGCUAUUGAUAAAUACUCCCUCGAUGUGGAAUCAGGUGAUCAAGCCAACCCUUGCAAGUUUCAGGCAUGCAAUGAAUUUUCUGAGUGUUUCGUCAACCCCUGGAGUGGAGAAGCAGAGUGCAGAUGCCACCCUGGGUACCUGAGUGUGGAAGAACUGCCCUGUCAGAGUCUCUGUGACCUACAGCCUGACUUCUGCUUGAAUGAUGGAAAGUGUGACAUUAUGCCUGGACAUGGGGCCAUUUGUAGAUGCCGGGUGGGUGAGAACUGGUGGUACCGAGGUGAACACUGUGAGGAGUUUGUGUCUGAGCCCCUGGUAAUAGGCAUCACCAUUGCCUCUGUGGUUGGACUUGUCCUCGUUUCGUCUGCUGUUGUCUUCUUCCUCGUCAGGACUCUUCAGACUCGUCAUGUUAGGAGAGAGAGAGAGAGGCUCAGCAGCAGGCAGCCUGACAGCCUCUCAUCAAUUGAAAAUGCUGUGAAGUACCCUGCAUAUGAAAGCCAUGUGGCUGGACCUGAGCAGUAUGAGGGGCCCUAUCCUCACAACCCCUUCUACAGCUCUGCAAGUGGAGAGAUGAUUGGUGGUCUGAGCAGGGAAGAAAUCAGGCAAAUGUAUGAGAACAGUGAGCUUUCCAAAGAGGAAAUUCAAGAAAGAAUGAGAAUUUUGGAACUGUAUGCCAAUGAUCCUGAGUUUGUAGCUUUCGUGAGAGAACAUCAAAUGUAA